This is a messenger RNA of Mucor mucedo, 824 nucleotides long. RefSeq names its product dienelactone hydrolase family-domain-containing protein. The transcript is spliced from 3 exons. NCBI's taxonomy places the organism in Eukaryota, Fungi, Mucoromycota, Mucoromycetes, Mucorales, Mucoraceae. The coding region runs from base 18 to 575 and encodes 185 amino acids. The record is from RefSeq and is a predicted model, not a curated record. Gene Ontology annotation, molecular function: hydrolase activity.
UUAAUUAAAUACAAAAAAUGUCUUACUCUCGUAGCUGUUGUACUAUCCCACCUGUCAAAUCUGAUUAUGUUCCUCAAGGUACUAUUGAACAUUUAGGUGAUCUUCCUGUAUAUACCGUUGGACCUAAAGACGCCACCAAAGCCGUCUUUGUCUUUUAUGAUAUUUUCGGUUUCCAUGUGAAUACAAAGCAAUUCUGUGAUAUCUUAGCAAAGAAUUGCGGAUGGAAAGUCGUGUUACCCGAUUUCUUUCGUGGCGAUUAUAUAGUCCCCAGUGAUUUGGGCAACCGAGAGAAAAUCAUGGGCUGGGUGGCAACCAAAGGAAAUGCAGAGGCAUUAACACCUGAAGUGGUGAUUGUGCAAGAUUAUUUGAAAGCAUCCGGUGUCACUGCUGCUGCAUUUGUUGGUUUUUGUUGGGGUGCCAAGAUUGCGGUUCAAUUGACUUCUACUUUACCUUUCUUUGUGGGUGCAUCAUGUAUCCAUCCUUCAUUUGUGGAUGUUUCUGAUGCCGAAAAGGCCGGUGCUCCCAUUUUAAAUAUUCCUUCCAAGGAUGAACCUGAUAUGGUAAAGUGUAUAUAAAAAAAAAAAAGAAAAGGAUAGUGAAUUUGUUUUUUGUCUUUUUGCUGAUGAAUUAAUGAAAUAUGUUAGACUGAGUAUAUGGCCGUGUUGGCAAAGAAACCUUUUGGAGACAAGUGUAAAUUGGUUCGAUUUGACGAUAUGGAUCAUGGAUUCUGUGCCGCUCGUGGUGACUUUACCGACCCAUUAAACGCCAAAAGAGCUAAUGAAGCCAUUCAAUUAACUGUGGAUUUUUUCACACAAUGCUUCCAA